This is a messenger RNA of Plasmodium fragile, 330 nucleotides long. RefSeq lists its product as uncharacterized. The record is from RefSeq and is a predicted model, not a curated record. The transcript has 3 exons. The coding region runs from base 1 to 330 and encodes 109 amino acids. NCBI's taxonomy places the organism in Eukaryota, Apicomplexa, Aconoidasida, Haemosporida, Plasmodiidae.
AUGCUUAAUGUUGUUUUCCCCAUAUGGAUACCUUUUAAGAGUACCUUAAAUUAUAUACUUCAAGAGUUUGAAAAUGAAAAUAUAUGUACGAAUACUAUUCUCAAGUUUAAAUUUACUAAGAACAAGAAAAAGAGAAAUAAGAUGCUUCCAUUAUUUAUAUAUGAAAGUAGUAUCGUAAAAUUCAUUAACAUAUUUAAUAUUGGAAUGGAAAAUAUAAAUGUAGAGCAUAUGCAUGUGGGAAAUAUUUAUGAGGAAGAGAAUAAUUCAGAAAAUAUUAUCACAGAAAAUGCUGUUGCAUGUAAUAUUAAAUUUAGUUGUUACAUGAAAUAG